AUGAAUCUGGAAAGGUUUAUGAACAACCGCGUUCCUCCUCAUAAGAGAUAUCAGCCGACCGAGUAUGAGCAUGCUGCCAACUGUGCCACCCAUGCGCUGUGGAUAAUCCCAAGUCUCCUGGGCAGCUCGGUGCUUCACUUCCUGUCCGAUGGCCAAUGGGAGCGCACGUCAGCGUGGCUGUACGGGGCCGGCCUCAGCUCGCUCUUCAUCAUCUCCACCCUAUUCCACACCGUGUCCUGGAAGAAGAGCCACCUCAGGUCAGUGGAGCAGUGCUUCCACAUGUGUGACAGGAUGGUCAUCUACUUCUUCAUCGCAGCCUCCUACGCUCCCUGGCUGAACCUGCGUGAGCUGGGUCCCUGGGCAUGUCACAUGCGCUGGCUCAUCUGGGUCAUGGCCUCUUUCGGCACUACCUACGUCUUCUUUUUCCAUGAGAGGUACAAGCUGAUGGAGCUGAUAUGCUACACGGUGAUGGGGGUGUUCCCUGCCCUGGUCAUCCUCUCCAUGCCAGAGCAGGCAGGCCUCUUUGAGCUGCUGGUGGGUGGGGCCUGUUACUGCCUGGGCAUGGUCUUCUUCAAGAGCGAUGGCAUCGUCCCGUUCGCCCACGCCAUCUGGCACCUGUUCGUGGCCAUGGGCGCCUCCGUGCACUACUACGCCAUCUGGAAGUACCUCUACGCUCCGCCAGCCAAUCAGCAGCAGCAGCAGCGGCAGCAGGUGCGCCUCCUCAUCCGAAACUCUCCGAAGCUAGCAAACCACCAGAGACCACCUUAUUUACAGCGUGACAGGCGACGGAGCAAUGAGAGCCAAGUGUUGCGCUCCUCUGGUUACCCUCCUGUGAAGUCCAGUGUGCGCGACCACGGAGCCGCCACCAUGUUCUACGGCUCCUCUUCAGGGGCCAGCAUGUCCCUGCCUUCUAAGAGCCGUCUCAAGAGACAGAGCCGGACCUUCACGCAGGUGCUGUACCGUACUCUGAGUUACCGGGACCGUGUGCCGACAGAGGUGGGCACUAACACCAGGGACAGAGACCGACGCUCCAAUGAUGACAUUCCUGAGAGACCCCCUGAUGACCCUGCAGAGCUGUCCACUCAGAGCUCUGCCCCCGGAGUGCUCAAGAUCUUUGGGGAUGAGAUCUGUGCAGGGGCAAACUACAAGAGCGUGCUGGCCACGCCCCGCUCCAGCGCACAGGAGUUAGUCAAAGAAGCGCUGGAACGAUACUCCCUCAACAAGGACGCAGCACACUGCUACGUGCUAUGUGAUGUCAUCGGCCGUCUGGAGGUGGGAGGGGGUGUGGGAGAGGUCAGCUGGAGGACAGAGUGUUUACGGGCCCUGGGGGACAACGAAAAGCCGCUACUGCUGCAGGAGCUGUGGAAGCCCCGAGAGGGACACGCCCGCCGCUUUGAGCUCCGGAGGAGGGCUGAGGUGGAGGAGCUCAACGCUAAGGACAAGGACACCAUCACUGCAGCUUUAGGCAGGGCCCCUCACUUCCUGGCGGCUCUAAUGGGUCGCUCCGGGCUGGGCAAACUCAGGAGCUCCCCCCUGCGCUCCGGCCGAGUGCCACAGUCCGGCUCCAAAGAUAUAAACGCCCAGGCCCGCAAGGUCCAGAGGAACAGAGCCAAAGGGACGCUGACCCUGCCCCGCUCCGGCACCUCAUCCCUCUGCCGCAGCCUGAGCGAGACCAGCCUCAAUCAGCUGGGAAUGGGUGACGAGCCCAAGCGGUACUACUCCACACUGCCCGGGCCUCUACGAUCCCGGGAGGUGUCGGCCGGACGCAGGAAAGAGGAGAGUAGCCAUGGGGGAGGAGGGGUCCGCCACUCGCUCUACCAGUCUUCACAUCUGCUGUUGCUUCAGGGAUACAACCGGCAGGACUGCCUGGUCUACCUGCUGAACAGAGAGCAGCACACAGUCGGGCAGGAAACCCCGUCAGCUCGCCCCAACAUCUGCCUUUUCUCCCCUGAUAUCAUGCCUCUGCACUGUCGCUUGCGAAAGGUCCCUGCUUCCCGGCGUCAAGGCAACAGCACCAAGGGGGAGGAGCAUGGGGAGCGCUUCAGCGUGGCCGUGGAGCCUGUGCUAAACGCCACAGUGCUGGUCAACUUCUCUCGCUGCGAGCGCUCCACCAACCUGCGCCACGGAGACCUGCUGUCCUUCGGGGCGCACUACAUCUUUCUGUACAAGGACCCAACAGGAGCUAAGCCGCUGCCUGCACAGACACUAGCACGCUUGCGCUCCCUGGGACAGCUGUACGAGGUGGGGGCUGGGUCGGAUGAGGGGGAGGGCCAGGUGUGUAAGAUGUGUGGCUCUGCACUGAAAGACAGAGCAGGACAGGUGUCCACAGUGCCCGCGGUCAGGCGCACUUUUAAACCACACCUGGUGAAGCCACGCAGCAUCAGCACAGCUGUGGGACUAGCUGUGGCCACGCCCCUCAGUGUGGGCGGGACGGGACCAGAGGGCGGCGGGGCCAGGGCAGUGGCCCAGAAGAGACGCUUACAGCUGGAUUUUGAGCAGGGGCAUGAAGACCAGCUCUUAAACAGGAUCGUGUCUCUCAUUGAACCAGGAGGGGACGACCAUAAGCUGACCACAGCCUACCUGCUGUGUCUGUGCAUACAGCACUCUGCCUCCAGCUUCCCCCCUGGGAGCUUUGGGAAGCUGCUGCUCAAGAUCGCGCGCAGAAUUCAAACCAUCUCCUGGGAGAAGACAAAGGAGCUGGCACAGAAGCAAGCUCAGCAUCAGGACCCCGCCUCCCUGUCCCUGCUAAGUAUCUCAGACCUUUUACCAGAUCUACAGACCAUCUUCUUCUGGAUGUCCAACUCCAUCGAGAUUCUCUACUUCAUCCAGCAGCGCACUCCGGCCUACACACACAACAUCGAGAACAUGCAGGGAUCCAAGGAGUCGCUGCUAUCGGCAACCAUCUCCGCCAAUGAGGAGGCCAUGAGCAUCCUGGAGGAGGUCAUCAUGUACACCUUUCAGCAGUGUGUCUACUAUAUCACCAAGGCUCUGUACGUGGUGUUGCCGGGCCUGCUGGACUGUAACCCCUUCCCUGUGGACGGCUCAGAGCCCUGUUGGAAAGGAGGAGUGGGCUUUCCGGAGCCAGUGCGCAGAGUCCUACAGGUGUUUCAGAGUUCCCAGGAGCUGCUGCAGGGAUACCAUGUCCACCCAGAGAUCCAGGCUCAGAUGUUCGCCUACCUCUUCUUCUUCUCCAAUGUGUCCCUGUUUAACCAGCUCAUGGACAAAGGCCCAUCCCGCGGGUGGUUCCAGAGGUCCAAAGUGCUUCAGAUCCAGGCCUGCUUGAGGAUGCUCAUGGAGUGGGCCAGUCGCUCCAAACUAGGGCAUCUGGCCGACAAGUUCUUCACCAAACUCAACAGUGCUGUGUCCGUGCUGGCCACCGCCCCCCAGCAGCUCACACAGAUGAGUUGGCGCGCACUGUCCAGUGAGCACCCCAAUCUGAAGGCCGUCCAGCUGCACCGCAUCCUGAGUCAGUACCAGCAAACGGCCGAGCUGGGACCAGUGCCUCUGUGGCAGCCCAGUACAGAGGAUGAGCCCUACAUCUACAGGACAGUGGACCUCCUGGAGAGCUUUGAGAACCACCCCCCUAUCGUGCUGCCCAGCUCCGGCUUCAGAGUCGACCUGGACAGCGACUGUGUGGAGGACAGCAUCUACAGACAGCUACUGUACAUCAGACACUACCUGUGGGGCUUGCGCACCAAGACACACACACACAACAGCGCCCCCACUGGACACACGCAGUCCAACGGCACCAACACCAACGACUGGGCCCCCGACAUGCAGAGGGAGCCUGUGCACAGCAGCCCUCGCUCUGGAGCUCAGGGGGAUGAUAGAGGUGUGGAGGCCGCAGAAGACCACAGAGUGUCCCAUCACACACACAGUCUGAGGAGGAACGGUACCAUGCACCAGCCGAAAGCCCCCAACCAAGAACUGUCCUGCCUACUCACCCCCCCGCACACACCCUUAUACCCCGAGGGAGGGGCACCAGCCCAGGCGACAAACAAACCUCACAGCCUGCAGCCCAAUGGAUGCCCCCCCAGGAGUGACUGCAAGACGGCAAACGGCCUUAUCCCCAACGGGCUGGAAGACUUCCCCUUCCCUGUGUCCUCGUGCGGGGCCUCCCCUCUCCCUGACGACCUGUGUGUGGUGUUUGUAGUGGAGCUGGACAAGGGACCGUACGGCCUGGGCAUGGGACUCAUCGACGGCCUGCACACUCCCCUGAACGCCCCAGGGAUCUAUAUCCGCACUCUGAUCCCGGACGGCCCGGCUGCCUCUGACGGCCGGCUGAGGAUCGGAGACCGGAUUCUGGCUGUUAACGGCACCAGCCUCAUCGGAGCAGACUAUCAGAGUGCUGUUGACCUGAUCCGCCUGGGAGGGGGCCGACUACGCUUCCUCGUGGCCAAAUCAGAUCCAGAGGUGUCGGAGAAGAUCAGUGCGUCCUCCUGCUGA
Messenger RNA from Knipowitschia caucasica, 4446 nucleotides. Lineage: Eukaryota; Metazoa; Chordata; Actinopteri; Gobiiformes; Gobiidae. The record is from the annotation of a GenBank genome assembly.